CUGUUUGAAAUUGGGCAGAGUUUGGUCCAUCGGUUUGCCGCAACUCGGAAGCAAAUCAACUGCGCUAAUUCGAAGUUUCUUUGAGAAAUUUCAUCGAGCACCUAUCGAUCAACAGCACCACACGACCAUCCCCCCCAAGCACUACGUGUCGCGCCAUUACAACCUCCAAACCCCACGUGUCCGUAUACUUAUCCCCUCCAUCUUUCAUGAUCGCCAUUUCCAGAGCUUAGUAAUCGCCGCUACACGCCGCCGACUUCGACUUCGACCGUCGCUAUCUAAAACAUUUUCCGGCAAUGCAGCGUUUCCGCCAUUUCCUAAAACCCAGCCACUUGAGAUACUUCUCCUCUGAGGCGUCCCAGCUGGCGAAUGCGGCUACCAUGGCCUCGCUGCUAAAGACCCGGUCCGUGAUCCGGUUCAGAGGAGCCGACACCGUGAAGUUCCUUCAGGGCUUGCUCACCAACGAUAUACGGAGCCUCGCGGAGCCUCCGGAGCAGGAUAAGGACAAGACCAGCUUGGCCACUUCAAACGUGCCCUUUACGACGCCGCUUCCUGUCUACGCUGCGCUCUUGACUCCUCAAGGAAGGUUCCUAUACGAUAUGUUUCUGUACAAACCGCCACAGUCCGAUGAAAAGCUCGAUAGCACGGGUUCAAUGCCCGGCCCCAGCCCGGGCGAGCUGGAACUCUAUGCUGAUGUUGAUAGGUCUGUGUUGGAUGAACUGCUGGAAACACUAAAAAAAUACAGAUUACGGUCUAAGGUUGAUAUUGAGAACUUGUCAGGUGAUUUUUGUUGUUGGCAAAGGUUUGGUAAAAACUUGGAGAAAUCCUCUGAAGAGCCUGAAGCAGAUACAGUCGGAUGGGGUGCCAGAGCUGAUCAUUCCAGUGAAUCAUCUGCAAGAGGAAAUAGCCAGGGAUGGUUAUGGCAUAGAGAUCCUAGAUUAUAUUGUCUUGGAUUUAGGGGUAUCUUUCCUUCUAACAUAGAACCACCUCUAGUUGAGGCAGGCAAAGAAACCAGUGAAGAAAAUUAUCUUCUAUGGAGGUUGGAGAAGGGGGUUGCUGAAGGACCAUCAGAGAUUCGAAAAGGUGAAGCUAUCCCACUUGAGUAUAAUCUGGCUGCUUUAAAUGCAAUCAGUUUUGACAAAGGGUGUUAUGUGGGCCAAGAACUCAUUGCUCGUACUCAUCACCGUGGGGUCAUUAGGAAACGCUUGUUUCCUCUCAGAUUUCUGGAUGAUGGUGGGAACGAGGUAGAAAAGAGAGUUGCUCCAGGGUCCGAUGUAAUCGAUGCACAAUCCAGAAAGAAAGCUGGGACUGUCACAACUGCACUAGGAUGUCGUGGUCUUGGUAUUCUGCGUAUAGAUGAUGCCUUAAAGGGUUCAGGUAAUUUGGCCAUACAAGGUCAGGAAGAUGUUAAGGUCCAGGCUAUUAAACCAAAAUGGUGGCCUGCCGAAUGGGUUGAUGAUCAUCAAGAGCAGACUGCAGCUACUUAAGAACAUACCUUUUUACAGGCUUCACCUCUCUUAAAGGUUCUGUUUAGUUCUCAAAAACUCAGAAAUAAUCUCUUGAAAGGGAAAAUAAUAGAACAUAUUCAGUUCUCUUUCUCUGAAUUCUGCAACACUGAUACUGAUUUAUCACCCCAGUUUCAUAGAUGCAGACCUCUUUAUAGCUAGGUCUUGUAAUAUUGUUUCUUUGCAAAAUGUUCUCUGAAAAACUAUAUCCCAUAUGUAUUAAAAUGUUUACAUGAAUUUAUUACCA
Ipomoea triloba (trilobed morning glory) is the source of this 1749-nucleotide messenger RNA. Its product is annotated as putative transferase At4g12130, mitochondrial. Gene Ontology annotation, cellular component: mitochondrial matrix. Lineage: Eukaryota; Viridiplantae; Streptophyta; Magnoliopsida; Solanales; Convolvulaceae. The transcript is spliced from 5 exons. The record is from RefSeq and is a predicted model, not a curated record. The coding region runs from base 294 to 1484 and encodes 396 amino acids. Gene Ontology annotation, molecular function: protein binding.